This is a messenger RNA of Drosophila busckii, 1042 nucleotides long. It is a transcript of the gene Gnpnat, whose product is annotated as probable glucosamine 6-phosphate N-acetyltransferase. Bases 273 to 929 code for a protein of 218 amino acids. Gene Ontology annotation, cellular component: endoplasmic reticulum; Golgi apparatus; endoplasmic reticulum-Golgi intermediate compartment. NCBI's taxonomy places the organism in Eukaryota, Metazoa, Arthropoda, Insecta, Diptera, Drosophilidae. The record is from RefSeq and is a predicted model, not a curated record. The transcript is spliced from 6 exons. Gene Ontology annotation, biological process: UDP-N-acetylglucosamine biosynthetic process. Gene Ontology annotation, molecular function: glucosamine 6-phosphate N-acetyltransferase activity; monosaccharide binding.
AAUACACCCAUCACCCACCAUAAUACAUAUGUAUACACACAUACAUACAUAUUUAUUGCGUUAAAAGGUGUUUUGUUUUAGCAGCAACAGUUGCCGUCGCGAACUUAUAAGAAAGACACAAGCAAGUCGCUUUCCGUUGGCUCUUACGCCACUUCAGUAUUGCUACGACUUGCGUUCCUCACAGUUGCUGAUAACGUUACGUUUAACUUCCGUCUACGCUUGGCGUUUGUGCUCUGUAUGCUACCAUCAAACUAACAAAUUAGAUAAAAAUAAUGCAAGAAACGUUUUUAUAUGAUCCAAGUCUGCUGGUGCAGCUGGAUUUUCAUCGCAGUCCCGCGAAUUUUAAACCCUUCAUAUCGGCUGCAAAUCCUGGCGAGCCGUGGAUGAAAGUGCGUCCUCUAAAAGAUACAGACUACGAUCGUGGCUUUCUGCAGCUGUUGUCGCAGCUGACGGCGGUGGGAAAUGUGACACGCACGCAAUUUCUAACACGUUUCUCGCAGAUGAAGGCCAGCGGUGAUUACUUUGUGACUGUUAUCGAGGACACGCGUAAGAAUGAGAUUAUUGGCGCUGCCUCUUUAGUGCUCGAACGCAAAUUUAUACACAACUGUGCCAUGCGCGCGCGCCUUGAGGAUGUUGUAGUUAACGACACCUACCGGGGCAAACAGCUGGGUAAACUCAUUGUGGUCACCGUUUCAUUGCUAGCUGAACAUUUGGGCUGCUAUAAGAUGACGUUGGACUGCAAGGAUAAGCUCAUCAAGUUUUAUGAAUCUCUGGGCUAUGUUCUUAUUCCCGGCAACUCGAACUCAAUGACCAUACGCUACGAUGAGGCCGCACCAACGUUAAAACGUAACACUACCUCGGCGGGCGCUGGCGAUGCUUGCCAAACUAAUUCACAAUUUUAUACUUUUUUCUCUCCUUUCUGCUACUGAAUAUGUGGGCCACGCCCUUUAAAGGUUGUUGUCAUACUGCCCUUCAAGAGCACGUUCAUCAAGUAGCUAUAACUUCUUACAACAAAUACAUUAUACUACUAAUAACUAUUCAA